AUGGCUUCACCAAGUGCAUUUCUCCUUGCCGUCUUCGCCGUGCUAGUCGCCGCGUCUUCCUCAGGACAGCGUGCUGCAGCAAUUGUAGCGUGCAAGGACUGCAGCUCAUCAUGCAGCGCGUCAUGCAGCAGUGUCAACUUCGCGGCGACGACGGGGCCAUGCAGUAGCGACUGCAGCCCAGAGCCACAGUGCGCGCAGAGCUGCAAGGCGAAGGGCCUCCCGCAGUGCAAAGCGGACUGCACGCGUGGCUGCAGCAGCAGCUGCCGUGGGACGUCUUGCAACUGCGAGAGCUACUGCAGCAACGCCUGCAACACUGGCGUGGAGAGUGGGUGCAACAGCAGCUGCACCAACUGGCAGGCGUGCAAGGCCUGCAAGGAUGGCUACUCCCAGCAGUGCGCCGCCUGCUGCACCGGCUACUGCAACAACCACUGCGUCUAG
This is a messenger RNA of Brachypodium distachyon (stiff brome), 438 nucleotides long. Its product is annotated as keratin-associated protein 5-1. Lineage: Eukaryota; Viridiplantae; Streptophyta; Magnoliopsida; Poales; Poaceae. The coding region runs from base 1 to 438 and encodes 145 amino acids. The record is from RefSeq and is a predicted model, not a curated record. The transcript has a single exon.